Messenger RNA from Panthera uncia (snow leopard), 761 nucleotides. It is a transcript of the gene REP15, whose product is annotated as RAB15 effector protein. The transcript has a single exon. The record is from RefSeq and is a predicted model, not a curated record. NCBI's taxonomy places the organism in Eukaryota, Metazoa, Chordata, Mammalia, Carnivora, Felidae. The coding region runs from base 1 to 711 and encodes 236 amino acids. Gene Ontology annotation, biological process: receptor recycling.
AUGGGGCAAAAACCAUCACAACAGUUGGCUCUGAAAGACGGCACAGAGGUUUUCAGCGUCGGUGAGGUUGUCAGCGAGGCGAUAAUCCAUGCGGCUGAGAAACUGAAGGACUAUCUUGGAUUUGAAGAUCCUCUGAGCAACCUGUGCCCAGCUUCAAACACUCUGAAUGAGAUCUUCUUAAUCCACUUUGUCACCUUCUGCCAAGAAAAGGGAGUUGAUGAGUGGCUCACCACCACCAAGAUGUCCAAGCACCAAGCCGUACUGUUUGGGGCAGACUGGAUUUGGACCUUCUGGGGAUCCGAUAAGCAAAUAAGGCUGCAGCUGGCAGUGCAGACCCUGCAGAUGUCUACUCUUCCUCCUGUGGUUUCUAAGCCUUGCGACUUCUCACAUCCAGAAUCCAGGCCAGAGGAGGCUUCCAGGAAGAGAAGUAGAUUCGAUAAGCUGGAAGAUUUCUGUAACUUGAUAGGAGAGGAUUGCCUGGGCCUGUUUAUCAUCUUUGGUGUGCCAGGAAAGCCCAAAGACAUCAGAGGAGUUGUCCUGGACAGUGUCAAAAGUGAGACAGUGAGGGGCCAUCUGCCAGGAGCAAAGGCCGUGGCGCAAUUUGUCCGGGAAACUGAAGACUGUGUCUCCAUCAGAGAGCUGCUUGGAAACUGUCUGAGUAAGAAAGAUGGGCUGAGAGAGGUAGGCAAGGUUUAUAUUAGCAUCCUCUGAACUGGAUGUGCACAAUCAGACUGGCCUGUAAGGCAAAAAGAAAAAAUAGU